AUGGCUGCAGAGACAAAUCCCAAGCGUUGCAAGACCGACGUGUGUCAGCUCAAGCUGCGCAGCCAAGAGCUCACCGGCGAUGCAUCGCUCGAUGGCGCCGAUCCCGAGUGGCUCCGCCGGACCGGCAGCCGGGCCCAGCUGUAUGCAGCUGGUUAUAGCAAGGAAGACUUUGCCAAACCCAUCAUCACCGUUGCCAGCCCAUACAUGUCCAUCCACAUGUGCAACCAAAAGUUUCGUGAGCUCGCCGAUGUUGUUGGAGCUGAGAUUGAGGAGAUGGGCAUGAAGGCCUUUGUCAGCCACCAGCCCGUCAUCUCAGAUGGCCAGACCAUGGGCACCAGUGGCAUGCGCUACUCGCUACCCAGCCGGGACUUGAUCGCCGAUUGUAUUGAGACCAUGCAUGAAGGCUAUCGCGCCGACGGCCUGGUUGUUCUCUCGGGUUGCGACAAGACCCAUGCGGGCGUGCUGAUGCCCAUCCUGCGCUACAAUCAAGUCGGCAUUGUGGUGUACGGCGGCACUGGGCGCUCAGGGGAGCACAAUGGCGAAAAGCUCAGUGCUGGCACUCCCUUUGAGGGGUUGGGAAAGUUUUCCAAAGGCUUGAUUGAUCUUGAAGACCUGAACAAGCUCGAAUGCAACUCUUGUCCCGGUGUGGGCACUUGCUCGGGCAUGUACACGGCAAACACCAUGAGCACAUGCCUCGAAGCGUUGGGCAUGAUGCUGCCUGGAACAAGCUGUGAUCCUGCGGCCCAGGAGGACUUUCGCACGAUCAACCCCAAGAUCAUCCAGUCCUGUAAAGCGUCGGCCCGUGCUCUCCAAACUCUCAUGGAACAUCGCAUCACGGCUCGCCAAAUCUGCACGCGUGAGGCCUUUGAGAACGCCAUUACAGUGCUGAUGGCCCUGGGAGGCUCCACCAACGGCGUGCUGCACCUCAUUGCUCUUGCACGAGAGGCUGAGGUGAGCUUGGACGUCCACGAUUUCAACACCAUCGGCGACCGCGUGCCAUACAUUGGUAACCUGGCACCUUCGGGCAAGUACAAUGUCAUGGACUUGGCCCCGGUGGGUGGCUUGCCCGCCGUGAUGCGAGCGCUGCUGGAUGCGGGGCUCCUGCAUGGAGAGUGCUUGACGGUCACUGGCAAGACAGUGGCCGAGAACCUCGCCCACGUGGCCCCGCCCGCAAGCACUCAAGACGUCGUGUACCCAGUGGACAAGCCCAUCUCACCAGCAGGGCGGCAUAUUCGCAUCCUGAAGUGUUCAGCCUCAAGUGCUAUGCGCAAACCACAGGGCUCGCUGUGCCCGGGCGGAGCUGUGAUCAAGCUCUCGGGCAAGGACAUCCCGUCGCACCGAGGUCCUGCACGUUGUUAUGAUGAUGAAAAGGCUGCGUACGAAGCCAUCAUGGCUGGGAAGAUCAAGGCUGGUGACUGCCUCAUCAUUCGUUACCAAGGCCCAGCCGGCGGGCCGGGCAUGCCCGAGAUGUUGAGUCCGGGCAGUGCGCUUGUCGGUGCUGGCCUGGGCAAAUCGGUGCCACUCAUCACGGACGGCCGUUUUUCAGGCGCUUCACAUGGCAUUAUGAUUGGGCACGUCGUACCCGAGGCGCAUCGGGGUGGUCCACUGGCCUUGGUCGAGGAUGGGGACAUGGUCAGCUAUUCACUGGCUUCUCUGGAGCUGAACAUCGAAGUGUCGCCGGAGACUCUGGAGCAACGUCGUCAAAACUACACGCUGCGGGCGCCACCCUGUCCCGAACGCAGUUGGUUGGGUCGCUAUUCCAAGCACGUUGCCAGUGCUUCGGAGGGGCGAAGCUUGGGCCGCACACCAACUCCUACAGGUUUGGUCAACAUGAGAGAGUCGUGCGAGUGGCAGUGGGGGGCAUGCGGUUGCCCUGAACAAGAAGCGCACCAGCUUGACGCGGCCUUGCUCUUGCGCGCUGCCCGUGUUGAUGUGCAAAUUACCUUCGUCAUCCAAGUGCAAAUGAGGCUCAGCUGCCACGACUACCAGAACGACAAGCACGGGCCCGAGGCCAGCACUGCAGGCCUUGAUCCAAGCAACCAUGAUCCCUGUCACGCCCUCCCGCCCUUCCACUCCUCCUGCACAAACUACAUAAACAUCUUCAUAAAGUUACUGUGUGUAUGUGUGUGUGUGUGUGUGUGUGUGUGUGUGUGUGUGUGUGUGUGUGUGUGUGUGUGUGUGUGUGUGUGUGUGUGUGUGUGUGUGUGUGGUGAAAACGUGUUUUACACACACAGAGAUACUUGCGACCAUCAGAAGAUGCGGACGGGAACGGCAGCGGCGGCUGUGGCCGUAGUGGCGGCCUUGUAUUAUAUGGCGUUCGAGUGGCCGCGCGUCAAGUUUCCUGUUCAUACGUCGGGGGCCGUCAUUGUCACGGGGGCUUCCACUGGCAUUGGCUUUUCUACUGCGCGCUUCUUGGCCGAACGAAGCGACUUUGUCGUGUAUGCUGGCGUUCGUUCGAACAAGGCAGCAGAUCGCAUCACGAGUCAAGGCCUUUCCAAUUUGAAGCCCGUGCUGCUUGACGUGACCAGUGAUGAGUCAGUCCAGGCUGCUGUGCAAGCCGUGGUCGAUGAUGGACAUCCUCUCGUUGGCUUGAUCAACAAUGCCGGCAUUUCCAUCCAGCGACCCGUGGAAAUGGCAACCUUGGCCGACUUUCAACGCGUCAUGGACGUCAACCUCUACGGUGUACUUCGCAUGGUCCAAGCGACUGGCGAACAGCUGCGUGCUCACCAAGGGCGCAUCAUUAACAUUGGCUCCAUUGUUGGCCUCAUCGCUUCUGCCAGCGCUCAACCUUAUGGUGCGAGCAAGUUUGCGCUCGAAUCGGUGACGCACAGCUUGCGUGAGGACAUGCAGCAGUUCAACGUUUCCGUGUCCAUGAUCAACCCGGGGGCCAUCAAGACGGAUUUGGGGGGUAAAAUUGAGACCAGCUUUGAGCAGCUGCCCUCUGAAACCGCCCACCUUGAAGCCGUGUACGGCAAGCUGAUGACCAGCGUACGUGCACUCGCUGCCAAGGCGUUUCGACUGGGUGCUGAACCCGAGGACGUGGCCAUCGACGUCAUGCAUGCGCUGACAGCCCCUUAUCCCCGCACGCGCUACGUCAAUGGCAAUGCCCUGGAAGCCCCGGCGUGGGUGGCAACAGGCAUCGCCUGGUUCUUUCCACAGCGCCUGGCGUCGCUCCUGGGCAACCCGAUUGCGCUGGCGGAAAAUUUGUGAAGCCCC
Messenger RNA from Monosiga brevicollis MX1, 3216 nucleotides. RefSeq lists its product as uncharacterized. The record is from RefSeq and is a predicted model, not a curated record. Gene Ontology annotation, biological process: branched-chain amino acid biosynthetic process. The coding region runs from base 1 to 3210 and encodes 1069 amino acids. NCBI's taxonomy places the organism in Eukaryota, Choanoflagellata, Craspedida, Salpingoecidae. The transcript has 23 exons. Gene Ontology annotation, molecular function: dihydroxy-acid dehydratase activity; oxidoreductase activity.